Messenger RNA from Elephantulus edwardii (Cape elephant shrew), 942 nucleotides. It is a transcript of the gene BCCIP, whose product is annotated as BRCA2 and CDKN1A interacting protein. The record is from RefSeq and is a predicted model, not a curated record. Bases 1 to 942 code for a protein of 313 amino acids. Gene Ontology annotation, cellular component: nucleus. Lineage: Eukaryota; Metazoa; Chordata; Mammalia; Macroscelidea; Macroscelididae. The transcript has 7 exons.
AUGGCUUCCAGGGCGAAGAGGCGGGCGGUGGGGCUCGAGACUCCGCGGCCGCCGGGGCCCCCGGCCCAUCGCGAGGAGGACGAGGAGGAAGAGGAAACUGAGUUUGAGGACAGUGACGAGGGCGACAGUGAGGAGGAGGACGAGCUCGUGGACCAGGAAGUGAACGUUGAAUUUGAAGCGUAUUCCAUCUCCGAUAGAGAUUAUGAUGGGAUUAAGAGACUACUGCAGCAGCUUUUUCUAAAGGCUCCUGUGAACACAGCAGAACUCACGGAUCUCCUGAUACAGCAGAACCACAUCGGGAGUGUGAUCAAGCAAACAGAUGUAUCUGAAGACAGUGGUGAUGAAGUGGAUGUGGAUGAAGAUGAGAUUUUUGGCUUCAUAAGCCUUUUCAAUUUGACCGAGAGAAAGGGGACCCAGUGUGCGGAGCAAAUUAAAGAGCUGAUCCUGCACUGCUGUGAGCAGAAUGCAGAGAAGAGCGUGGUGGAGCGACUGGACAGGGUGCUCGGGGACACGAGCAGGCCGGUGGGCCUCCUCCUGAGCGAGCGGUUCCUCAACGUGCCGCCGCAGAUUGCCCUGCCCAUGCACCAGCAGCUGCAGAAAGAAGUGGCAGAGGCACACAAAACGAAUAAGCCGUGUGGGAAGUGUUACUUCUACCUUCUAAUCAGUAAGACGUUCGUGGAAGCAGGGAAGACCAACUCCAGGAAGAAGUGGGGCGACCCGAAGAAAGAGGAGCUCAUGUUUGCAAACGCAGAGGAGGAGUUUUUCUACGAGAAGGCCAGCCUCACCUUCAGCUACUCGGUGCAGGAGGAGAGCGACUCGUGCCUGGGUGGCCGGUGGUCCUUUGACGACGUCCCCAUGAAGCCCCUGCGUACAGUGAUGCUGGUGCCGGCCGAGAGGCUGGGCGAGAUCAUGGACACGCUGACCCAGCACCUCUCCCUCUGA